UUUGUUUGGGAAGGGAAAGAGCAGAAUAGGAGAGGAAACCCCGGACCUUGCCUUUGUCGCUGUCGGCUAACAUUGUGCCUUCUUCAAGAAGCAAAUUAAAAAUCGUCUUUUUACUGGGCGGCGCUGCGGCGCUUGCUAUUAGUAGCGCGCCUACUUCUCAGUUUUCCUCGUGCUGUGAUAUGGCGGAGGACUUGGAGGUCGGAGAGUUCUGGCUUCCUCUGGAGCUACUCGAAGAUAGCUUCGCUGUCGAGAAAGAGGAGUCACAGCCGGGCGAGGAACCGGUCGAUGUGACGAUGGGGAUGAAGAGAGAUGGGGAGGAGAAAGAUUACAUGGAUGGCCUCACGCGGCGAAUGACUCAAUCCUUCCUCCAGGACGAUAAGGAGGAGGAGGAGGCAAAGAGGACAGCGGCGUGGUCGUCUCCUUGGGAGCAGUGGAAGGGGGACGAGUGGGCUCUGUUCCAAGAGACGGGAGGAUGGGUGGCAGCGUCUGCGAAGCUUAAUUGGGAGCCAAGGAGGCAAUGUCCGGCGAAGAACUCCGGCCCUGGCGGUUGCUUCGCGUCACCCCUUAACGCUCACUACUAUUGGGAUGCCGCUCGAAUAUUCCAACUGAGGCAGCAGCAGUUUGCUGCGGCAUGGGAGCGGCAGACGAUGACAAGCAGAGGCAGAGCAGGCGGCCGUGGUGCGCCGCCUCGCCAACUUCAGCAUCGACACAUGCCAGGAGCAGGGAUGAGAGCCGUCUUCCUUCGCAGAUCCGGCGAGCGGAAAGAGCCUGUCGGCACCGGCGUCUUUCUCCCCCGGACCGCGACGCGCAACACCGAACGGAAAAAUAACUCAGCGGCUUGUCCGACAGUGCGAAUUCCGGCCAAGGUGGCGCAGGCUUUAAACUUGAACAUUGAGAACUUCCCCAGUGGAUUUGUUCUACAACAUGAUGCUUUCGUAGAGGGAAGAAAUGAGACUUCUGCGACGGCGGUUCCUAUAAGCUCUGGGCUUCCUCAAGAAUGGACUUACUGACCCACUCCACCAGCUUCGCUGAGAGAAUUGUGUUGGUUGGAAGCCAUGAUCAGAAAGUGCAUGGUUUUGCUUGUAACGGAAGAAUGCAUUGAUGAUAAGAAAUGAAAAUAACAAUAAAUAAUAUACUUUUUCUCUUCUAGUGUGAUGAAAUCAGGAAGGGAUUUGUUUAUGAUUGCAGUAAGAUCCUCGCAAAGCAAAAGGCUUCAUGUGACGACAUUUGUAACUCGUGAUCAUUGGAUGUGUUCUUGUUGUCUUUUAAAGUUUUGUAACCUCUCUAAUC
This is a messenger RNA of Zingiber officinale, 1290 nucleotides long. RefSeq lists its product as uncharacterized. Lineage: Eukaryota; Viridiplantae; Streptophyta; Magnoliopsida; Zingiberales; Zingiberaceae. Bases 180 to 1010 code for a protein of 276 amino acids. The record is from RefSeq and is a predicted model, not a curated record. The transcript has 4 exons.